AGAGUAGGAUCCAGCCUCGUAAUUCGAGCCUAUCAGAACAAGGAAAUACCCUCGAUUUGUGAAGCUACGUGGCGAUUUGACGUACCUUACUCAACUCUCCAAUAUCGAUUCAACGGCAAAUCCUGCCGACGAGAUACGCGCGCUAACAAUCAUAAAUUGACUUCCAACGAAGACCAACCGCUUCUACAAUCAAGCCAAGAUUCUCUUGAGAAGGAGGGCCGUAUAGUACUUGCUGUACAGGCUAUUCAAAAAGAAGAGAUCAGGUCUAUACGCGAGACAGCACGUCGCUUUAAUGUGUCUGAAGCUACACUUCGCCGUCGUCUUCGUGGUAUCACAAAUCGC
Molecule: messenger RNA, 342 nt
Organism: Penicillium riverlandense
Lineage: Eukaryota; Fungi; Ascomycota; Eurotiomycetes; Eurotiales; Aspergillaceae
Product: DNA binding HTH domain Psq-type
Exons: 2
Molecular function (GO): DNA binding
Source: RefSeq, a predicted model, not a curated record